ACGCGGGAAAGUGUUCUUCUUCUUUUGAUUUAAAGUGUUAUCAAAUGAAAAGAGAAUGAUUUAUAAAAUUAGUCAAAAUUGAAAUGUUAUGAAUUUUAAGUAAACUAUUCUGUUUCCCAAUUAAAAAGUUGUUGAUUAAUCAAAAUGCCUAAAGCUUUAAGUUUAAAAAAGACACAAAGCAGUCAAGCCAAGAAUCAACAACCAAUAACACAAUUUUUUAAAACUGCUUCACUUAGUCAAGAAAAUGUCUCACCAGUUAAACACCGAGAAUCAAUAGAAACAAAAGUUGCAAACAAUACAUUAAAAAGAAAAGCUAAUUCGCCUCUUAAAGAACAAGAAUGUAUUAACAAACACUCAAUCAAAUGCGAUAAUUCAUUGAAAAAGCAUAAAAAAGAAAAUAAUCAUGAUCAUGAAGUAGGACACAAUGAAAACACUAACUCACUAAAGACUAGCUGUACAAACAUUAACAUUUCACCUAAAAAGGAACAUGUAUCAAAAAAAUUAUUUGUUGAUAAAGAGAACAGCUCCACUAAGUCUAAAGGUGAACAGAAUAAAAUAUCAACUGCUUCUCUUUAUAACAAUACACAAGAGAAUACAUCUAAAGUAUCAUCUAGUCCCAUAAAGAGCUGUAGUAAAUCAAAUAAAAAUGAGAAUUGCUGUAAACAAAAUAUUAUAGAUAAGAUGGAAGUGGUUGUAAAAAGUGGCGUAACUAAUUCUCCUAAUGGUAAACAUAAAUCACCUAAGAAAAAUAUAAAAGCUGUUAUAAGUGUUUCACCAAAAUCAAACACAUUACAAACUCAUAAAUGUGAUGAGCAGUCACCAUCUAAGAGUGGAUCAACAGCGAAAGUGCUUGAAUGUAUAGAAAAUAACAUUGAUAUGUUUGAUGAUUGGGCACUUGAUAUUGAUGAGGACAUUAAAGAAGAUUUGGAUCUAAGUGUGUUGCAAAGAUGUGAGGUACUCUCUGUGAAGAGACAUGAUUAUAAACUUGAGCUACGACUUAAAAACGAUAUGAAUAGUAAAGGCACAUGUAUUGUUGAGGGUAUCUGGUUAAACACGCCAUUGGAAGCAGGUGAAAUAGUGAGCGUUCUCGCAGCACGUGACUCCUCAGGUUGCUAUAGCGUUAACAAUACAUCUGGCCUUUUGGCUCUGAGACCAGACCACUUGGUAUCCAGCACGAGUGUUGUUGCCGGAGUGUUCUGCAAACGGAAAGCAGUGCUGCAGGAAAGAUGGCGGGGCAUAGAUUCAGCUAAUACCGCGAUGACCAUAGGUAUUCUGAUCCAUGAGUUAGUGCAAAAAGCUCUUACACAAAAUAUAUCAAGAACAACCGAAUUGGAUAUAGAAGCUGACAAACUAAUAAAGGAGUCAAUACAGAUGUUGUACGACGCAGGAAUAUCUGAAACGGAAGCGCGUUCGAACAUGCAGAUGUACAUACAGCCGCUUGCUGAUUUUAUGCAGACAUAUGUAGCUACAAGUUCGAAAUCAUCACAAAGUGCGAAACGGAAUUGGAAUGGAAAAGUGGAGAAAGUAUUGGACAUAGAAGAAAAUGUUUGCUGUCCCAAACUGGGUUUGAAAGGAAAGAUUGACGCCACUUUACAAGUCUCAAUACAUGAACGUGGAGGUAGUACAAAAGCGAUAGUGCCAUUAGAGUUGAAGAGUGGUCGCGCAUCGGUGUCGGCCGAACAUCGCGGUCAACUCGUGCUAUAUGGCAUGAUGCUCAGCUUGCAAAGACAGGAAGACCCCGCCAGUGCCCUGCAACGUGGCUUACUGCUGUAUCUGAAAGAGCGCAUAGAUCUUCGCGAAGUGAGCUGCGGCUAUCCUGAAAGACGUGAUUUGAUGAUGCUGCGAAACGAUCUUGUUCAACAUUUGUCGACUGGACCGCGUAAUAUUGACGUAGAUAAUGUAGUAGAUAUAGAGGACGCGUCACUGUUGUUGCAACAGAGCCUGCCCGAUCCGGUUCAUCAUCAUGCAGCUUGCUCUAAAUGUCCAUACCUUACGCUCUGCUCAUUACAUUUAUGGCACACGGACGGUCCUAAGGUAACAGAGUCGCAUCCGCUUUCAAAAUUGCGCGAAGAAGCAUUGGGCCAUUUGUCCCCACAACACGUGAAGUAUUUUCUUCACUGGACCAGUUUGUUGAAGCUCGAGGAAAAGGGACAGUUGAUCACGUCUCCUUUGCACGCCUUGUGGACGGAAAGUGUAGAAAAACGUGCAAAACGCGGUGUGUGCGCAAUGAAUUUAAAAUUAAAAUCUGUAACUUGUUCAGGCGACAGAUUUUCACAUAUUUUUGUUCGGAACUCCACAAAUACAGAACGCCUAUCAAAUGGCGACAAAUCUACUAAGGGGCCUCAAGAAGGGGAGUUCUCAAUUGUGAGUAUAGAAAAUCGACCGUGGAUAGCUGCAGGAGUGGUAUCUAUAUCAAACAGCAAUGAGUUGCACAUACUUUUGGAAAGGGAUCUAAGCCGUCGGCUAAAUGAACAAACUGCGUUUCACAUAGACACAUACGAGUCUUUCGCGACCACGGUUCAAAACUUGACUAAUCUUGGAGUUCUUAUGGAAGACAGCGAUCGCGCCUUGAGGCUAAGAACUUUAAUAAUAGACAAAACAACGCCAGAGUUUGUGCCAAAGUUACCCCGCGAAGUUGGUAGGCUAGGUUCCAAAUUAAUGCGCUCUUUAAACAUUGAGCAGCAACGCGCAGUUCUUAAGGCGUUAGCCUGCGAACAUUACGUAUUAUUGAAGGGCCUUCCUGGAACUGGUAAAACACAAACGAUUAGCGUACUCAUACAAAUGCUUGUGGGGCUCAAACAACGCGUACUCGUCACUGCGCACACGCAUUCUGCUGUUGACACAGUGCUGAACAGAUUACCAGCAUCGCUUCAAAUAAUGCGACUCGGAGCAGCGAGUCGGGUGGCGCCCGGUUUGAUAUCCAGAUGUGAACAUACCCUAAUUAAAAAGUGUCAUUCUACUGAGCAACUCCAGCAGCUCUACGACUCUAUGGAGGUCGUCGGAGUAACUUGUCUGGGGGCCACACAUCCAAUGUUGGCUCGUACAACAUUUGAUGUAUGCAUCGUCGACGAAGCAACGCAGGUAUUGCAAUGCACAGUCUUACGGCCAUUGUUUGCAGCGAAGCGCUUUGUGUUAGUUGGAGACCCCGAGCAACUUCCGCCUGUUGUGAGAAGUAAAAAUGCAAGGCGUCUCGGUAUGGAAGAGAGUCUGUUCCACAGACUGGUAAGGGACGAUGUAACGUGCACGCUGAGAUUGCAAUAUCGUAUGAACCAGGCUUUAGUGGAGCUCGCUAACAAGGUGGCAUACAACAACAACCUCAAAUGCGCUGACCAGAAGGUCGCACAGGCCAAACUACAAAUAGAUAUGCAGGCAAUAUCUCUCCAUGCCGUAGAAUCGCCAUGGCUAAUCGAGGCUUGUAGUCCUGCGUUCGAAGAUGCCGCUGUUUUUAUAAACACAAUUGUUUCUUCUGUGGGAAACAAUGGCAACGAUAAAGUACUCACGAAUGUUGAUGAGGCCUGCGUCGUGAUGGAUUUAGUCGAGAAAUUAAAACAGGGUCGGGUACCCCCUGCGGAUAUAGGGGUCAUUGCUCCUUACCGCGAUCAAGUGUCCCUCCUACGACGCGUUUUAUCCGGCAAAGACGUGGAAGUGAGCACCGUGGACCAGUUCCAGGGACGAGACAAGAGCGUCAUUAUAUAUUCUUGCACCAAGCGUAUUGAAAAGGAAGAGCGACGCCCAAAGGAGGGGGAAGUCCUCAAUGAUCAACGACGCCUAGCUGUGAGUGUGACGCGCGCAAAACACAAACUCAUAGUAGUAGGAAACUUACGCGCUUUGCAGCGAUAUGCGCCUCUUAUGAAACUCAUUGAAUCCUGUAAAAUGAUUACUGUAGAAGAAGAGACGGUGACAAAGUUAAAUAAAAUACAUGGGAAUUUAGAUACGUGAUCAUUCGACCACAGGUUAUGUCGUGUGUAAAAAAAAAUCAACGAAAAAGAUAAUUAAUUGAAACAAACUUUGACGUUUGGCCAGCGAGAUUUAGAGAUCCAUUUAUAGUAACUCCUAUUUUCUAUCUCGUAAAUAUCGUCGAAAUUCAUUAAUAUUAAUAACUUAUCUGUUUUCGUUGACGUUUGUUUAUAAUUUAUUUAUGUGUUUGUCUUUUCAUUGAAUUGUUUGAUGUAACUCGUUUGUAAUCUUGGCUUAACUAGCGUGAAUUCGGAGAAAGUGGAGUGAAACCAUUUAUUAUUGUUAAAAACUAAUUAUAGUAUAAGGAAAUUUAACAUAGGUAAGGAGUCAGAUUUUGAAACAGGGUUCAAAGUUCUAGAACUUGCAAAUAAAUAUAUUCUGGUUAUUAUUGCUUUGACUUACUUCAAGCUUAAAUAGCUUGUUGUUUAAGCAAACGUUUGAUCACUAAGUAUUUAUUGGCCAUUUUAACCUAUGAGUAUUUUUGACAAAAUAAUUUUUAGCUUAAUUAUGCAGUAAAAAAAAAUAAGUAGUAAUAAGUUAGUAAAUUCUCAAACUGUUAAAACAUCACCCUGUAUGCUUGCGAACUGCGAAAACUUUGCCUCAACGGAGUGUCUAGUGGGAGAUUCACUACAUAAGUUUAAUUAUUCGAUAGCGUGUAAAUUCACGCUAUUUACGGUUACUUCUAUUUGAUUAUUGUAGAAUCGAAAGAGUACCAUCAAGUUACAUUACUGAGAAACUGUAUUUAUAGAAAAACUCACACUAGGCAUGAAUUUCAUACCACGCCAUCUUUAAAAGCAAAUCGCAGCGACAAUUUUCAUGCAAAUGUAUCCUAAUUUUCUUUUUAUUAAAACUUAAGCGCAUAAGACAAAACAAAAAAAGGUUGAGAUCAGUUUUUGUCACGAGAAACUUUCAGGCAAUUGAUUUUUGAUGCAUGUUAUUUUUUAUCAAGUUAUUUAGCCAUUUAUGCCAUCAAUCAUGAUAAUUUUAAAACAACAAAUUAUUCCUAUACCAUGUAUAUAAAUUUAAAUUAAUGUUAUACAAUUAAUCCAUUAUUUUAGUGGAUAAAUAUUGACUGACUCUUUUUAAUUAUGUAUGCACAUGCACAAAUAGAGCAAUUAUUAUAAUCCUGAUAUAUUAUG
Pararge aegeria (speckled wood butterfly) is the source of this 5096-nucleotide messenger RNA. It is a transcript of the gene Dna2, whose product is annotated as DNA replication ATP-dependent helicase/nuclease DNA2. The record is from RefSeq and is a predicted model, not a curated record. Gene Ontology annotation, cellular component: cytoplasm. The transcript has 23 exons. Lineage: Eukaryota; Metazoa; Arthropoda; Insecta; Lepidoptera; Nymphalidae. Gene Ontology annotation, molecular function: single-stranded DNA helicase activity; 5'-flap endonuclease activity. Gene Ontology annotation, biological process: replication fork reversal. The coding region runs from base 145 to 3939 and encodes 1264 amino acids.